Molecule: messenger RNA, 684 nt
Organism: Stegodyphus dumicola
Lineage: Eukaryota; Metazoa; Arthropoda; Arachnida; Araneae; Eresidae
Source: RefSeq, a predicted model, not a curated record
AUGCACAUUGAAAAAAUUAUCGGUCUCUGGGUAAGAGUAAUCAAAUAUAAUUCCAAACCAGGGUCCACUCAAUGCUAUAAUUGCCAGCGCUAUAAUCAUACGCAGCGAGCGUGUCAUAAUGAACCUCGCUGUGUACGCUGUGCACAAAAUCAUAGAUCUCAUCUCUGUCCUUUUAAGGGCACUCAAAAUUAUGAUGCUGUAUGUGCCCUUUGUCAUGGACCGCAUCCAGCAUCUUCCAUAACUUGCCCCAGAAGACCAGGAAAUAAUCAACAAAAUAGCACUAAUACUGCAAAUCCUAUCACUAUCAACUAUUCUGCUAUGAAAAAUAUUGAAGCAAAUCCUACUCGAUCAAAUAACCAGGUCAAUGCACCUCAAACAGAAAAUAAACCACGUGAUUCAACGGACCAAUCAGGAAAUGUCAACACAUAUUCAGCUGCUCUAAAGAAAACAACUAAACAGCAGCAAAAUAAGCAGAAUAAUAAUCCCACUCCUAAAAAUAAUGAAUGCAAUAGACCAACAGGCACCCGUGAACGCACGGAAGAAAAUCUAAAUCAAUUUAUAAUGUUUAUGUCGUCUAUUUACGAAUUAUAUGAUGAUUUUUGCAAAGCAUCUAAUACUACCGAAAAAAUGAUGGUUGCUUUCGAAGCAUUAAAGAUAUAUGAUUCUAUCAAUCAAGAUCAAUAA